AACAAAAUAUCAAUAAACACUUAUAAUUAGGCAAUUAAUCAAAGUAACAGUCUCAUGACAGCAUUUUGCCUUCAGUUUUGUCCAUUCUUUUAUAUUUUUAAGUGGAACCUUCUUUUGCUGGGUAUAUUUAUAAUGGCACGACCAGGUUUAUCCAAAUUAACACACAUAAAAUGCCGAUCAGGCAUAUAUCCACGCUCAAAUAUUGAACGACAAGUCAUUCCCGAUGAUAAAUUAAAAUGGGAGACUGAUUUUACAGAAUAUAAACCACCUUGCUAUACUUCACCAUCUAUUAUAGGGAAACCCUGGGCUGACCCAGAUAUCGGUGCCCAUAAUUUUAAUCCAAAAUGGAAUGAGCUAGAUGGAGAUGUAAAUAGAACUAGUUACAUGGGCCAAUAUAAAAUAGUAAAUAACUUUCCCUUAAAUCCUAUUGGAAGAACUGGAAUUUGUGGGAGGGGAGUACUUGGACGAUGGGGGCCAAAUCAUGCAGCAGAUCCCGUAGUCACAAGAUGGCAUAUAGACUCAAAUAAUAAGAAGAUCCUACAAUUUAUAGCCAUUAAAAGACGUGACACAGGAGAAUGGGCACUUCCAGGAGGAAUGGUAGAUCCUGGUGAAAAAGUUGCAGCUACUGCUAUCAGAGAAUUUCAGGAAGAGGCUAUGAAUUCUCUCCAAGCGAAUGAAGCUGAAAAAGAAGCUUGGAGGGGAAAGUUGAAAGAUUUUUUCAGUGGUGGCAUUGAGAUCUACAGUGGCUAUGUAGAUGACCCACGUAAUACAGACAAUGCAUGGAUGGAAACUGUAGCCUUCAACUUCCAUGAUGACACAGGUUCAGUUGUGGGCGACCUCAAGUUGCAAGCUGGGGAUGAUGCAGUUGGUGUGAGAUGGGUGGAUGUCACACCAGAUUUAAAAUUAUAUGCAAGCCAUAAAGACAUUGUUGAUACUGUAUUUGAUAGAUAUAAGGAAUUUAUGAAUAAAUAAUUUUAUCAA
Messenger RNA from Colias croceus (clouded yellow), 981 nucleotides. Its product is annotated as putative nudix hydrolase 6. Bases 55 to 972 code for a protein of 305 amino acids. The transcript has 4 exons. Lineage: Eukaryota; Metazoa; Arthropoda; Insecta; Lepidoptera; Pieridae. The record is from RefSeq and is a predicted model, not a curated record. Gene Ontology annotation, molecular function: ADP-ribose diphosphatase activity.